This is a messenger RNA of Haemonchus placei, 408 nucleotides long. The record is from the annotation of a GenBank genome assembly. NCBI's taxonomy places the organism in Eukaryota, Metazoa, Nematoda, Chromadorea, Rhabditida, Trichostrongylidae.
AUGAGACAGGACACCUUACAUCGCAUAGCACAAGGCAAAGGCACUCAACUUCUGAAUAAGUUACACGACGAUGACGACGUCACGAUGACGACAGACUACUCUCUAGCAGCAAAGCUGCCGCUUGUUGUGAAAAAUGACAAAGUGAACCGCCAAUACAAUGAUAAAUCUGUCAUUGUAAAGUUGGAGCCAGAAGUUGGGUCUAUAGCAGGAGAACAGCAACCGCUCAAGACGAUGAUCGCUCAUGCAAAAAUAGCAGUCGAUUUAGAUAUGAACAGAGUAGGAGUCGUAGUGGAGAAGUACAUCAACGUAGCCAAUAGCUUGGAUGCAGAUGCAUCAACGACAUUGGAAAUUCCACAAAAGGCUAAAGGUGAAAAACGACAUUGGAACGCCACGAAAGCUUCUGGAUGA